Molecule: messenger RNA, 1594 nt
Organism: Humulus lupulus (European hop)
Lineage: Eukaryota; Viridiplantae; Streptophyta; Magnoliopsida; Rosales; Cannabaceae
Product: exosome complex exonuclease RRP46 homolog
Exons: 8
Coding region: 475-1188 (237 amino acids)
Biological process (GO): nuclear mRNA surveillance; poly(A)-dependent snoRNA 3'-end processing; rRNA catabolic process
Cellular component (GO): nucleolus; cytoplasmic exosome (RNase complex); nuclear exosome (RNase complex)
Source: RefSeq, a predicted model, not a curated record
AAGAUGGCCAUGGUAGAAAAAUCUUGGUGUCACCAAAAACCCCAAAAGCUGUUUGAUUCUGUCAUCGCAUAUUUCAGAUGAAUUUUGUAAAAUUUCCUUAUUUUUUAAGCCCAAUUAUGGGCCUACAAACCUCUGUUGGGCUACAAUAGAGACAGGCCGAGCCCCCCCUUGCGUCUUGGCCGCCCUGAAUCACAACCCGAGAUCGCCUAUGCUGUUUCAGCUACUCUCCUCCUCUCAAAUUACAACAAUCAAUUUCUUUGGCUCACUUCUCUUUCAUCCUCCCCAGUCACACCCACUACUACGGACCCCAAGCCGCCGCCCCCUGCUCUCACUGCCCCCAAAAAAUCCUACCCGGAGGCCGCCCUUCACUCGCUCUCUCUCUCCUCCUCGCAUUUCCACCCCACCCUUUAUUUAUUUUUCACUCUUCAUUUCACCUUAGAACAACUCUCCACCUCUGAGAGGAAACAGAGGACAAUGGAAGUCGACAGAAUUGAUGGUCGAACCCCGAACCAGUUGAGACCACUAGCAUGUUCUCGCAACGUACUUAACCGCGCUCAUGGCUCUGCCAGUUGGUCUCAAGGAGAUACCAAAGUUCUUGCUGCCGUUUAUGGACCUAAAGCAGGAACUAAGAAGAAUGAAAGCCCUGAAAAGGCUUGCAUUGAAGUUUUUUGGAAACCUAAAACUGGGCAGAUUGGAAAAAUGGAAAAGGAGUAUGAGAUGAUAUUGAAGAGGACCUUACAAAGCAUAACCCUUUUAACCGUCAAUCCUAAUACAACAACAUCCCUCAUUAUACAAGUUGUCCAUGAUGACGGUGCACUUCUCCCUUGUGCCAUAAAUGCCGCAUGUGCUGCUUUUGUUGAUGCUGGAAUUCCUCUAAAACAUCUUGCUGUUGCGAUAUGCUGUGGUCUGGUCGAAAGUGGAUAUGUAAUACUCGACCCCACCAAGCUGGAAGAGCAGAAAAUGAAGGCUUUUGCAUAUCUUGUCUUCCCAAACACAGCUCUCUCAGUCCGUCCAGAAGGAUCUGCACCAGUGAAGGAUGAACCUCUAGAACAUGGGAUUAUCACAUCUGUUACCCAGGGUGCAAUGGCAGUGGACGACUACUUUCAUUGUCUAGAACGAGGACGCGCCACGAGCGAAAAGAUGUCUGCUUUUCUCAGGAGGAGCUUGCAACCACAAAUUCCUAGUUGACAGACCCAUCAAUUGCUCGGCCAUUAGUAAUAUAGCUUCUGAAAUUUCAAAUGGGGAGUUAUUUAAUUUUGGUGCCGAUAUUUGACAAAUCCUAGCCAAACGUGAGUUGUGUUUAACAAUUUUGAAUCCCAUCUUUUUGGUUUCUAUGUCCACCGUUCCUUGUACCAAGUGGGUAGUGAUUUUGUUCCAUAGCCUUUGCACAUAACUAUAGUGAAUGCUCAUUUCAUUGUAUGUAAUGCAAAAGAGAUCUGCUUGGCCCUUGAGUUGUAAAUUCCCCCUUUGUAUUUUAUUUUUGAGAUUCUGAUUGAUGAUGGGGUAUGCGUCCAAGACAUGAAACUGAAAAAAGGUUUGUUUGAGUUAAAUAUCACAAUUUUUAAAGUUCUAUCCUAAUUUAUCUGUUUUUUGA